Molecule: messenger RNA, 1134 nt
Organism: Aspergillus homomorphus CBS 101889
Lineage: Eukaryota; Fungi; Ascomycota; Eurotiomycetes; Eurotiales; Aspergillaceae
Product: glycoside hydrolase family 18 protein
Exons: 4
Coding region: 1-1134 (377 amino acids)
Biological process (GO): carbohydrate metabolic process; chitin catabolic process
Cellular component (GO): extracellular region
Molecular function (GO): chitin binding; chitinase activity
Source: RefSeq, a predicted model, not a curated record
AUGUUCUCUAAUUCCGCACUAUUUCCCCACUGGCGUCGCAAAGCAGCCGAACGCUCCAGCAGCAGCUCUUACGAGGUGCCCUUUUACUUGAAUGCAGCCUACUACCCUAAUUGGCGUAUCUAUCAGAAACAGUCCCCCUCGUCGCUGCGACUGGGAUUUGUCUCGCAUAUAUUCUACGCAUUUGCCUGGGUCAAAGAGGAUGGUACUGUAUAUUUGAGCGAUGAAUGGGCCGACACACAAAUGCCCGUGGACGGCACGACCGGCUGCCUCCGAGCUUUUGCGCAGUUAAAGCCGAAGUAUCCAAAGUUGAAGUUGAUCCUUUCAAUCGGCGGCGCCGGCAAGGGCAGUGAGAAUUUUGCCCGCGUGGCCCGCAGUCAAUCCUGCAUGGAGACUUUUGGACGGACAGCCCGAGCACUGGUGGACGAGUAUGGUCUUGACGGUGUAGAUGUGGACUGGGAACACCCCGCGGACGCCCAUCAAGGCGCCGAUUAUAUCCGCCUCCUCGCUCAAAUCCGCAAGUCCCUCCCGACCCCACGCUACAUCUUAACAUCGGCCCUCCCCGCCUCGCCCUGGUUCUUGCGACAUAUCGAUCUCUCCAAAGCUCAGGCCUACCUUGACCUUCUGAACAUCAUGGCCUACGACUUCACCGGGCCGUGGACGUCCGAGACGGGCCACCACGCCCAACUCAUCUGCCCACCAGGCCCCAACGCUCACUCCAGCAAUACCCUGUCCUGCCAAUCCGCCAUCUCCUACAUCCUCAACAACCACCCUAUCGAUCCCAAAAAGCUCCUGUUGGGAGUCCCCGUUUACGGCCGGUCAUUCCUGGGUUCGUCCGGCCCGGGCCAGCGAUACACAGGCUGCGGCGGCGAAGACGGGAUAUUCGACUACUGUGACCUUCCCAGACCUGGCGCGAGGGAAGUCGUGGAUGAGGAAGCGGGCGCGGCGUACUGUAUCGGCGGUGAGGACGGGGGAUUUGUCACGUACGACACGCCCCGCACGGUGCAGUUGAAGGCGAAGUUCGUGACCAGGAUGAAACUGGGGGGACUGUUCUACUGGCAUAUUGGUGGGGACAAGAGUGGAGCAAAGGGGAGGAGCUUGGUAGAGGUCGGGUAUGAGAGUCUGCAUGAUAUGUAG